Molecule: messenger RNA, 4824 nt
Organism: Lytechinus pictus (painted urchin)
Lineage: Eukaryota; Metazoa; Echinodermata; Echinoidea; Temnopleuroida; Toxopneustidae
Exons: 5
Coding region: 83-1132 (349 amino acids)
Source: RefSeq, a predicted model, not a curated record
GUCGCAUUGAGAAAGCUAAUAAUUUAAUUCGGAUUCAUCGUUGUUGGUCUCUUUUUUUUCAUCCGGGGUUUUGUGACGUUUGAUGAAGAUGUUUCAUUCGAUCUGUUUUGCCGCCGUUUUGCUCGGUUGCGCAUCGUCUGCUUCGAUACAAUCUGCGCUGUGGGAGAUACAGUCAUGCCCAUCAGACAAACGAAGCUGUAUUAAUGGUUCUGAUAUCGGAUUGGUCGCUUUUGAGCAAGACGAGUAUACCCGGCUGGAGCACGCUGAUGAAGGGCGAUACAAAGACCUGGUAUGCUACCCCGAGAACUUCUGCUCCAUGCGCUGGUUGAAAGACGGUCAGCCCUUACCAUGGGCGUGGUCUGAGGGGAUGGGUUUGACUCAGGAGUAUUGCAAUUCGACGCUCAUCUUCAGGAGGGCGGGGCUUGAAGCGGAGGGCGUGUACACGUGUGAGGUGACGGGUGCAAACGGAACGGUGGUUUCGAGAAAUAUCACGCUCAAAGUUGAAGCUGCGCCGCCCCCUCCUCCACCCAUCGUUGUCGCCGGCGACCUCUGCGCCAAUCACACGGCCGAGCUCGGAUCCGACGUCACCUUCCGCUGCGAGAUCUACGUCGGAGAGAAGGCUAUGGCUUCUAGCUACGCAUAUUGGACCAUGGAGUACCUUGGAGAAUGGGAUUUCCCCGAUUACGUCAGUGAGGAUCUCGAAGGCAUGGCCAUUCACGAAAUUAACACAAGAAGUGAAAGGCCUGGGUACUUGAUGUCAGAACUUCAAAUCGUCAACGCAUCCCGGGAGACGUUUGUCAGAUAUCAACUCCACGCCUCCACCCCAUCACAGAAUUCUGUCACAGACUUUCACCUGGAGCCGGCGAGUUCCCAUUUAUCCAACGACACAAAUGGUAAUCAGCAGACCAAUCACAAUUGGAAUAAAGCAUUAGCAUCUAGCAGAGAGGAGGAAUCGCUACGGUGGUGGAAAACAUUCGGCAUCGUCGUUAUUUGUCUUCUCGUCAUCGUCGUCGUCCUCAUAGUGUUAACGGUGGUCGUCGUUUCCUUCUACAAGCGACGUCUUAUUUUAGCGGACAUGAAGACGCCCUAUGAAUAUCAUAAACAGCUUGACAAUAAAGCGACUGUAACAUAGAUUUUUAAAAUGGUGUCAGUUUUUAAUACAGUACUACAGUGAAAUAUAAAGGAUAUUCCCUAAACUUUGAAACUUUUCUUUUUGGAGGGGGGGGGGAUGAGCAGUUUUAAAGUUGUCCCAUUUUUUAUUUGUAUUUGUAGUAUCCCCACCCCAGUGUUUACCACGGUAAAUAAAGCAUUUCCAUUUAUUUGAAUGGAGGGUAAAAGAGCAGAGGUGCCGUGGCCGGGGACCGAACCCCGGACUUUCCAGGCGCCUCAGACCACUCGGCCACGGCACCUGUGUUGAAAAUGUUUAAAAUCGAUUAUGCAAUUCGUAUCAUAAAAUGUAAAGUUUGAAAGUUUUUACGGUUCAGUCACAAAGUUGUAUGUCCAUGGUGAGACCGCGUUAAGCAGGGCCCCGUUGCAUAUAAGUUACUAUUAUAAUAACUUUGCCAUCCAAUGGUAACUACCAUGGUAACGGUGCUCAUCGGCCAAUCAAAAUCAAGGAUUCAAUGAAAGUUACCACUGGAUGGCAAAGUUACCAUAAUAGUUACUUUUAUGCGACGGGGCCCGGUUGCAGUAUCUGUACAGUGUUUUGAAGUUGCACUGGUUCGUAGGAAAAGAACAAUUUAUGUGAACGCGCGCUCUGGGAAGUUUGAAACCAACCAAUCAGUUGGUUGGGUUGAAAUAUAAAUCUAACAACUGAUGGUUUAAUAAAAUUGCAUGAAAAAUGAAUUGUGAUUUGUUUAACCUAUAGUUGCUCAGUUCAUAUUUUAACCAACUAUAAAAGUAUUUGAAAGUGCGUACUUACUUGUUAUUUGAUAAAUUUGUAAAAAAAUUUGGGGUAUUAAUGUGUGCCAUUCCACCCUCCCCCCAAAAAAAUAUCUGAGAUCCAUGGCGAUAAAUGCUCUAUAAUCUAUGUCUACAAUAUUUUGUAAAGAUUGUUGGAGUAGCCCUUUCCAUGUUUCAUUCUCAACUUCGAUAAUUGUCCAAUUCAGGAUGGGAUUAAAGAAGUCAUGACUUUAAUUUUCUCCAUUUAUAAAAGGAUUGCUUCUUGGAGAAAACUAUCUAAAGACUUUAAGAAAUGACAUCAAUGUAUCUUGAUGUUUUGAAAAAGUUGCCUAGCUGCUUUCCCGUUCCUGGGAACAAUAUCUAAGCAGUUAAUAUUUUGAGCCAAUAUGAUAAUGUUUGUUAUUUCCAUUUCAUAAUCUACCUGUCUAUAUUUUGUAAGAGGACUGGAUUGUGUAUACUUUCCAUUUUAAUUGGGAAAAAUACAAGCAGUGUUAUGUAAAGCCUAUGGCAAUAUUUAUUAUUAUUAUCAAAGUUUUAUGUAAAUGUAUGUGCAUAUCUCCCUGUAUCAUAAUACAUAGCAAAAAAAGCACACAAACAAAACAAACAAACAAACAAUUAUAUAGGGGAUCAACAACGCCAGUCGUUUGUCUCUGGUAUUUAUGCACCAUACACUCUUAAAACAAAUCAGUCAAAUUGACUAGAUCAAUAGUCAGUUGGGUGCAACUAAUAAUAUGUCUAGUCACAUUUCUGACGUAUAUUCUUGUCAGAAAUAAGUCUGUCCUAGUCAAAUACGACUGGAAAAUAGUCAAAUAUGACUAGAAUAAACAGUUGCACCCAACUGACUUGAUUAACUAGUCAUUUUGACUGAUUUGUUUUGACAGUGUAUGCCAUAUGAAAAUUCCAUAAAUUGGUUGUUAUUUUCUUAUCCUCCAUGCUUAAACACAUAUUUUUCAUAGGUAUCGCGGGAUGACUCAAACGUGAGUCUUGAUAGUAAAUGCACAGGUGAAAUUAUCCUACACUCAUUGAAAAAAAUACCUUCUUAUGGAAUUUAUCAAACAUAACAUUUAAGGGAACUGCUCUUACAAAUCUACAACUCAUAACAAAUACAUAUCGUUAUUCUUUCAAGGAUUUUCGUCAUAUCUGCAUGUAUUUAUAUUGUAUUUCUAUUGUUCUGCCAUUUAAACAAAAAGAGGAUGUCAGGGUAUUUUGUUUUCAUUAAUGAUCAAUUAAAAUAGAAAGUGAUGUAGAUAAUUGUCUGUUUUAAGGCAGCAUAGUUCCAACACGUCAUUGGUGUAUUAAUACUUGAAAUUGGCAACAGGACCGGUUUAAAAAAAGGCUUGACAAAAACUCUCCAAUAUUGUAACAUUCAUGCAAAGCCUUGAUUUGAUUGGCUACUGAAUCAUGGUAAUAUCGUGGUAAAAUUACCAUACAAAGCGGUCCCAUGUCAUUUUUACAAAUAAACUGGUACACGUACGUAAAUUAUCAAUUUUGUUUUUACAUUUGGUUCUUAUGAUUUUCCGCAAAUAAUAUACAAUUACAGGGAAAAUGCAUGUAAAAUACUUCUUCAACAUCGUUAUGGGACUUACAAAUGAAACUAAAAAAGUAACCGAAACGUUAUUGUAUUCUAUAUAGGCCUGUAUCGAUAUGUUGUAUGUUUUAAAAUUGGAUAAUAUAAUCUUUGUUCACCAGUGCAAUUUCUUUAUACUAUUUAUAUCGAUCGCAAGUGCUUCAGGUUAUUGAAUUACUGUGUAUAAUUAGUUAGUGUAAGUAUACCCAUCAGGGAAGUGGGAGGCCUAACCUGGUAUGCCUAUAUUUAUCGCAGUGAUAUAUCAUUUUUUUUCUCUCUUGUUAGAAGAAUUUGCAAUGAUUUGUGGAUAAAAAAAUCUAUUUGUUAUAUACUAUCAUUUAUCAAAAUAUUAAUAAACAAACAUUUUUUUAAAUAAAUGUACAGUUGAGGUGUGUUCGCGUUUAAUCUAGUAAUAAUAACUUGGAAUAAUAUGAAUUUUAUACAUGUAGAUAAUUACAUUGUAUAUAAACAUUCCAUUUAAUGGGAUUAUGACGUAUCAAUUUUUAUAUCAAUUUAACGAAAAACUUUAUUUUGAAUAAGCAAGCAAGUAAGAUAAUGGAUGUAAAGAAAUCAUUCAAAAAGUUAUAAAAUAAAUACAAAAUCAGUUGUAAUAAUAGUGGUAGUAGUAGCAGUAGUAUAGUAGUAGUAGUAGUAGUAGUAGUAGUAGUAGUAGUAGUAGUAGUAGUAGUAGUAGUAGUAGUAGUAGUAGUAGUAGUAGUAGUAGUAGUAGUAGUAGUAUCACUUUAAAUGUUAAGGAUUUUAAAAAAUCCAGAUCGGCUUUGAAUAGUGAUCAGACGAAUGUUAGAUUUAGAUUUGAAUAAAAAGCGUAAAGAUUUGAAUUUAAAUCUUUUAUAAUAAAAAAAAGAUUGGUCAAAAUAACCAAUGUGUCUGUGAAUAUUGUGUUCGACCAACAAAAUGUUCAAAAUCAACCAUUUUAUUGGUAAGAAUCAACCAGAAUUCUGGCUAAUAUUAAAAAAAAUUUAUCGAUUGGAUACAUAUUCUUCACCCACAGAUUUGUUAUUUAAACCAAUUCUAUUGUUUGUCUGUAUUUUCUUUUACAAUGUAAACAUUUUUAAACAGCCGUUCGAAAAGUAGUGCUAUAUUAGCAGACAAAGCAUCGUAGAAGCCAAAACUAACAGAAAUGGUGUUACCUACAAAAUAUGCUAUAAGGCAAUAUUUUUGGAUAUUGACUACUGACUAUCACUGAUCUGUAUACAGUUCAGUGACUUUAAUUCUGCCUCGAUUUGGACUAUGUUCCAGUGUUGAGAGAUGUUUUUAUAAUGUAUAUUGAAUUACAAUGGCAUAUUUUUAUAAGCUUGAAAAACAAAAGAAAUAAAAAGAAACGCAAACAAAAA